Molecule: messenger RNA, 1349 nt
Organism: Nelumbo nucifera (sacred lotus)
Lineage: Eukaryota; Viridiplantae; Streptophyta; Magnoliopsida; Proteales; Nelumbonaceae
Product: cytochrome b561 and DOMON domain-containing protein At3g07570-like
Source: RefSeq, a predicted model, not a curated record
GUUUAUUGAUCAUCAGAAUUCAUCCUAAACUUUCACCGCCCAUCUUUUGGACCUUCCAAAGAAACUUAUCUGACCAAAAUCUUAGACCAGAGAAGGAAGAUUAAGCACACACACACAGAGAGAUGCAGACCUCUCUGGUUUCCACAUUCUUUGUCUCCUUGCUUGUGUUUUCUUCCUUGGUGCAUUCACAGGAUUCUUGCACUUCCAAUCUCAGUCUUCAGGAUAUUCCAUUUUCGACUACCUCUCUUAAAUGUGAAUCUGUUUGGGCUUCUGAGGAUUUCAUCCUUCGAUAUGAACAGACUGGAUCAGUAUGGAACUUCAUCCUCUCGACGCCAGACACGAAUUCCUGGGUUUCAAUUGGGUUCUCGUCCAAUGGGAGGAUGGUCGGCACUAGUGCCAUUGCCGGGUGGGUACCGUCCGGCAGUAGCACCGCCGGAGUAAUCAAGCAGUACUAUCUAAGAGGGACGGGUUCUCAGUCCUGCCUGCCAGAUACCGGAAGCCUCAGCGUUACAAACAUGAGCAUUACAUCUCAAUCAUCACGUUUGUUCCUCGUCUUCCAAUUGCAGACCACUCAACCUCAGUCUAGCCUGAUUUACGCCGUUGGGCCAAGGAACAAUCUUCCAUCUUCGCCGGAUUAUCUCAUGGCUGAGCACCGUUCUCAGACCUCCACAUCCUUGAAUUUCGCCACAGGCCAGAGCGCAUCAACAAACACAGGGUCGACUCUGAAGACUACUCAUGGAGCUCUGAACAUCUUGUCAUGGGGCAUCCUAAUGAUCCUUGGAGUCAUAAUGGCUCGCUACUUCAAGCGCUACGACCCAACCUGGUUCUACGCACAUCUUACCAUCCAGUUGACUGGAUUCGUCCUGGCAAUAGCGGGAAUAAUCACUGGUUUUUUCUUGGAAGAUCAAACCAGUGGUGAUGUCGACACCCACAAGGCCAUUGGGAUCUUCGUCCUUGUGCUGGGGUGCUGCCAGGUAUCGGCAUUUCUAGUUCGACCAGACAAGGCGUCGAAGAUCCGAAGGUACUGGAACUGGUUUCAUCACUACUUUGGAAGGGGUGCAAUUUUGUUGGGGAUAGGAAAUAUUUUCUAUGGAAUCAGCAUUAGCAAUGGUGGAGAUUCAUGGAAUGCUGGCUAUGGCAUCAUUCUUGCAAUCUUGGCUCUUAUUGUCAUAGUUUUAGAGGUUAGGUUUUGGGUGAAAAAGUGAUACUCUUUCUAGAAGAGUGAUUUUUUUUUUCUUUUUUGUACCAUACAGAGAUAUCCUUCAGUUCCUCCAUUGUUAUUUCUACUUGUAUUAGUUCAUUUCAGUGUUAUUAUUUUCUAUUAAUCUUCUUUGAUUUGCGUGCAUUAA